GAAGUUGUUUCAAAGAUGGCGGACUUCCUGCCUUCCAGCUCCAUUUUAUCUGUAUGUUUUCCUAGCUGUGUCCUCACAAGCGGCGAGGUGGAGCAGCUGCGGAAGUCGAAGGAGAUAGAUAAGUGUCUUCGUCGAGACAAGUUUUAUGUGAAAAGGCUCGUAAAGAUCUUACUACUCGGAGCGGGCGAGAGCGGCAAGUCCACUUUCCUCAAACAGAUGCGCAUUAUUCAUGGGCAGGACUUCGAUCAGAGGACCAAAGAGGAAUUCAGAGCUACAAUUUUUAGUAAUGUUAUUAAAGGCAUCAGGGUUUUGGUGGACGCUAGAGAAAAACUGCACAUCCCAUGGGGCGACCCAACAAACCAGAAGCACGGAGACAAAGUGAUGGGCUUUGACACUCGCUCAGCAAUGACCCACGGUCACGGCAUGGUGGAGACCAGAAUCUUUCAGCACUACUUACCUUCCAUUCGGGCUCUGUGGGCUGACCAAGGCAUCCAGAAUGCCUACGAUCGCCGCAGGGAGUUCCAGCUGGGCGAGUCGGUCAAGUAUUUCCUGGACAAUUUGGGAAAGCUCGGACAGUCG
This is a messenger RNA of Nematolebias whitei (Rio pearlfish), 579 nucleotides long. RefSeq names its product guanine nucleotide binding protein (G protein), alpha 13b (gene gna13b). Gene Ontology annotation, molecular function: guanyl nucleotide binding; G-protein beta/gamma-subunit complex binding; D5 dopamine receptor binding. The record is from RefSeq and is a predicted model, not a curated record. Gene Ontology annotation, biological process: adenylate cyclase-activating G protein-coupled receptor signaling pathway; Rho protein signal transduction. Gene Ontology annotation, cellular component: heterotrimeric G-protein complex; brush border membrane. NCBI's taxonomy places the organism in Eukaryota, Metazoa, Chordata, Actinopteri, Cyprinodontiformes, Rivulidae.